CUACGCUUGUCUCCACUUCUGCGCAUGCGCUUUAAAAGUCCUCCGCCCUCUCUCCACCCCCUCCCCUCAGGAGGACCAGCCCAUGAAGGAAGGAGGCGGGUGGGAAGGCUUCCCUACAGAGUGGCAUCAAGACUGUCUAAUACUGGGAUGGAAGAAGGUUCUGGCAUACCAGUCGCACUCCACUCUUCCACUUACGUGAAUGAUCAUGUCGGCUUCUGUGGCAGCAUCAAAACAUCCCCAAGUGACUUUAUAGUGACAGAAAUUAAUAUGUGCGGGCAGUUAGUUAAUGAGAUUGCAGUGGACUCUCUGCCUAAAUCUGGUGGUACUUCAUCAGACCAAGGCAGGAGCCAUCAGGGGGAUUCCAAAAGGCUCAGGCUGAGUCCUUCAGAGCAGCGCAUAGACGAGGAACAUUGCAGAGGCCAAGAUGAGGACCUUUAUUGUACCUCAGAAGUUCUUCAUUCCACAGUUAGAGAAAGUGAAGAACAUGAAAUUAAUAACGUACUUGAAUGCCACCAUGACAAAGCUGUGACCCUGGAUUCCUUAUUAGAUACGAAUGUAAAGGAGCAACUAAGUCACUUUGCUUGCUGUGUAAAAGAUACGUGGAAUUCUAAACGUGAGGCAGACACUGAAUUCUCUCUUGGUCCGAUCCCAGACAAAAAGGUCCGGGCCAGCGUACAUGGUGCCAUUAGACAGGAAUACCCUUUCUUAGCUACAGCUACAAAGUGUGGCGAGAUUGUUGUAAAAGCAAAUCAGGAUUACCAGGAACUCUGUAAAUUAGUGACUGAAGAGGAAGCUUCAGCUUUUCUACAAUUUAUAGAUGCCAAAUUAGAAAGUUCCAAGUUUGCUUUUAGACCCGAUGGGAAUAAGGUGCAUCGUACAAGCGUUCACCAUUUCCUUAGUAAAAAGUUUGGAAAGCUUGUGGAAACAAAGUCUUUUCCUGACUCCGAGCAGAAAGUUGUAAUUGUGGUAAGGUUUCGUGAGAAAAAUGGAUUCCGGAAAAGGACUAAUGUUGAGAGCAGAGAGAAGGAAGACAUUUACACAGGCUUUACACUCCAAAAAGAGAACCUGGAAACACUUGAAGCAAUUAGCUAUUUGGCUUCUGAACUUGGUGUGCUACCUUCAGACUUUAGUUACACAGGCAUUAAAGACAAGAAGGCUUUUACCUACCAAGAUAUGGUUGUAAAGAAAGUGACUCCUAAAAGAUUAAAACAACUUGGAAGCACAAUUGGGAAAAAAGGACUUGGUCUGUCUAAUGUACACUCUGUGAGCCAACCCCUGAGGCUAGGUCAGUUGCAAGGAAAUCACUUUGCUAUUAUCGUGAGAGAUUUAAAACUUCACAGUAAAGACUGUUGUGGGAGCCUAAAAGAGAGGGUUUGUGAAUCAAUGGAGAAUGUCAAGAAAAAUGGUUUUAUAAAUUAUUAUGGAUCUCAACGUUUUGGACAAGGACAGACUAUUCAUACAGAUCAAAUUGGAUUGGCGUUGCUGAAUAAGGAAAUGGUCAAAGCUGUAAAAUUGUUUUUCACACCAGAAGAUUCAGAUGAUCCUGUCAAUAAGGCUAAAAAAUAUUUUCUUCAGACAGAGGAUGCAAAAGGUUCCCUUGCAAUGCUGCCUGACUUUAAAGUAAGAGAGAGGAUGUUACUGCGUGCCUUGAACCGCUAUGGUUUAAAUCACGAGGGAUGUACACGAGGAUGGCUCAGCAUUCCUCACUCCAUGCGUAUUUUCUACGUUCAUGCGUACUGUAGCAAAAUUUGGAAUGAAGCUGUGUCCUACCGGAUUAAAGUCUACGGUACAAGAGUUGUCACUGGUGAUCUGGUCUUUUCUACAGGAUAUAUUGAAAACUGUUCAUUGAAUGACAAGGUCCAUGUUGUAACAUCUGCAGAAGAAAUGGCCAAUAAGUACACAAUAAAUCAAGUUAUUCUCCCAAUGGCUGGAUACAGUGUCCAAUAUCCUGCCAAUAAAGUAGGUGAAUGGUAUCACAAAAGGCUGGCUGGAGAUGGACUUCAGAUGGGCCACUUCCGAAUUCCUGCAUUACAGCUGAAUGUGCCUGGCAGCUACCGACAUAUUCUGAAAUAUCCUCAUGAUCUGUCCUAUAGUUUCUUAGAAAACAGUGGAAAAGAUAUAGGAACUGCAAGCGGGUCUGUACAGGACUCACCACUUUCUCUUUCUGUGUCAUUUUGGCUUGAUCCUUCAUGUUAUGCAACUGUUUGUUUGGGAGAAAUCAUGAAGUGUGCUCUUUAAAGGAAAAAAAAUGUCCCAGUUUACAGUUAUAUUGGGGCACUUGUUAAAUAUGGCAUAAGAUCUAUAGGAAAAGGUGGAGCUGCAAGGAAUGCUUUGAAAUUUAUUUUAUUAAUAUAAUUAUAAAUUUCCCAUGGAUUAGAACAGGAACAAACGUUACUUGGAAAAUGUGAAUUUAUGGACUUUAAAGAGACCAAGGGUUGUUACAGAGGGAUCUUUUCUAAUUCGACCAAUCCACAAAUAUAGUGCACCUGUUCCAUCUUUUUCUCAUUUACAGAUGGGCUUUUUCCUGCUAAGAUGAAAGAAAGCAGUUGGAAGACAUAGAAGGGUUACAAGAUGCCUGGAUACCCUAUAAAAUUCCAUAUUUGAGGCUGAGUAAUUGUAGGAUAAAAGCCUCAUCUGGAAACAUCUGCAGUCUGGAAACAUUCAACCAUUUACAUGGGAGUGAGCCCCAUUUAAAUGAAUGGGAUUUGCCUGUUUAUAAAAAUGUAGGAUUGCAGUGUAAAAAUGUUAUUUGAACUUUACAUGUAGCUCUGAUGGCACAGUGAUUAAAUGUCAGUACUGCAGCCAGUAUUGCAGCCACAAGGUUGUGAGUUCGAUCCCAGGGCUCCAGGGUUGACUCAGCCUUGUAUCCUUCCAUAGAUUGCUAAAAUGAGUACCCAGCUUGUUGAGGGCAAUUAGCUUGCAUAUUGUAAACUGCUUAGAGACUACUUAGUUCAGUAUGAAGCAGUAUAGAAAUGUAAAUGAUAUUGCUAUUGCUAUUAUAUAAAGAACAAGUGAAACAGAAUUAAACGACAAAGUGUAUCAUACUGCUGUAAAAAAAAUGAAACUGAAAAGAGGACGACCAAGUAAGUAUACAUUUGAAGGUAAGAUCCAUGUUUUCAUGAAGAAAAAUGGGAGUGACACACAAUUUCCCAGUCCUUUCCUAAUUGACCAAGAGUACCAUCUUCCAUACAGUUAGAUUUCAGUCCUGUACCUGGAAAGCAAGGUUCGAAUCCCUGCUUAGUUACGAAAAUCCAUUGGGAGACCUUGGACAAGUCAAACUCUCUCAGAGGAUAGCAAGGGCAAACUCCCUUUGAAGAAACAUACUAAGAAAAACCCUGUGAUAGGUACUCCUUAGAGUGACCAUAAGUUGGAAACAAUUUGAAGGCAUACAACACACACAUACCUCAAGGAUAGGCAAAGUGUGACCUUUCAGAUGUUGGACUGUAACACCCAGCAUUUCUUUCCAUUGGUUAUUUUGACUAGGGCUUGAUGGGCGGUAGUGGUCCACUAUUUAGAGGACUAAAUUUUACUGACUUAUUUAGAAUCACAGAAUUGGAGAGUUGGAAGGAGUCCCAAGAGGCAUGUAAUUCCUGCCAAUGCAGAAAAUCCACAAUUAAUGCAUCCCUUACAGAUGGCCAUCUGAACUCUGUUUCCAAACAAGCAAAAAAGGAGAGAUCCUGUCAUGUUUAACUGGAAUAUUCUUUCUUGUAGUUUGAUUCCACUGGUUUAGAUCUUGAUCUCUGGAGCAGCAGAAAACAAAAUUGCUAUUUAUAUGACAGCCCUUCAAAGUGUGUAGAUGGCUGUCAUAGUACCUUUCAGACAUCUCUUUUUAAGAGAAGAGUAAUUUACCUUGAGAGUAAAAAAGCUCUACUGAACAUAGGAGAUUAUUGCACCAGCUUUUAUUCCCUCGCUUAGGCGCAGGGUGUAAAUGCACAGGGAUGGAUUCUAUUGCACAGCUCUGUCACCAGGCAGUACUCAUCCUGUAUCUGUUAAGCAGAAUUUAAUCACAAUGCAGAGUUAACAAAUGGUGGGGUGAGUUGCUGUUUUGGCAGUCUACUUGCAUUUGAAUGAUAUUUGAAAUAGUUUAAGCAGUGUUUUAAACACCUCUCAGCCUCCUGGGUAGCUAGCAAAAUAAUUACAGAGACGCCUUGGUUGCAUGUGUUGCAUUUUGUCUGCAGAUGGCACUGCAACUUUGUAGGACUUAAGCAGGGGAAGCACAUGUGUUACUUGGCACAAUUUUUAAUCUUUUCUUCCCCAGAGGGUGACGGAUCUUAUUCUGUGGGGUGCAGCUUCUGAUUUAAUUUAUUAAGGUUAUGGAGUUGCUUGUGAACUAGAAGUAAAUUUUGGGGAACACAGUCUUUCCCCAUUAGGUGCUUGCCAACUGUAAGUUACAGUACUAAAUGGUUUAUCCAUUGUAGAAAAAAAGUUCUUAGAAGCAUUUUUACUAUAUUUUAAUAGCCCCUUAAAAACCAAGAUAAUAUUUUCUAAUGGAAAAGAAAAAUAGGUUGUACAGUUAUCUGUAUGAUCAUAGUCCAAUGAAGCCUGGUGGUGGGUUUUGAUCCAGACUUUACAGUAGCCAUAGGUUGAGUCUCCCUUAUCCAAAAUGCUUCAGACCUGGUGUAUUUUAGAAUUCAGAGUUUUUCAGAUUUUGGAAUAUUUGUAUAUGCAUAAUGAGAUAUCUUGGAGAUGGGACCCAACUC
Messenger RNA from Sceloporus undulatus (fence lizard), 4700 nucleotides. RefSeq names its product pseudouridine synthase 7 like (gene PUS7L). The record is from RefSeq and is a predicted model, not a curated record. NCBI's taxonomy places the organism in Eukaryota, Metazoa, Chordata, Lepidosauria, Squamata, Phrynosomatidae. Bases 25 to 2238 code for a protein of 737 amino acids. The transcript has 9 exons. Gene Ontology annotation, molecular function: RNA binding; pseudouridine synthase activity. Gene Ontology annotation, biological process: pseudouridine synthesis. Gene Ontology annotation, cellular component: nucleus.